AACGACAAAAACAACCACAACGGCCUAUGGAAUGAAAUGCAUAUCUAAACACCAUUUUAAAGCAUAGGAAAAAUUAAUUUGCACAAGACCAUCAAAUCAGAGAGGAAGAGGCGAUAUUUGAGAACGUUUAAACCUCAAUGUCCUCGUAUAUGAUUGGAUGACAGAAUAGGUUUUGUGACCACAUCCCAUUUAUAUAUUCUGUCAUUGGUCUGCUAUACAUUUAACCGGAUCCCACCCCUGUCUUCUUCGCUUCUGGCAUUUCUCCAUGGCCGCUGUACCUGCUGCUACGGGAGAAUGGCGGAGGUCAGUCGGAGAUUGGGGAGCGGACUUUACAGUUUUUCAGCUAUCAGAAACGCACCGAUUCACUCCAUCCCCUGCGCCGAAGGUCGACCACACGAAACGAUGUCAGUAGUAACAGCAGCAACCUCUAUAAUUGGAGCCAGAACCUGUAAAGCCAAGGUAACCGGCCAAGGGAUUUACUUAUGUCACCCGGUGUCAACAAGGGACAGUCAGGCGAGUUCCUGGGAACCGGAACAUAAAAACCUCAAAGAGAAUGCACAGGAAUGCACGGAUAUAGAGCACAUUGACCAAAUACUUUCUAGGCUUAAACACGAGGAGAGACUGGGGUAUGGGACAUUACUUUGGUCAAGUAGUGACUUGCUUUUAUUAGACAUUAAUGCUAAACCUGCUAUCAAAUUAGCAACUGUUCAGGAUAGUGAGCUCAGACGGUCACCUUUGAACCUGUGGCCCAGUGUACAGCCUCUGUCCCAGGGUUACCUAGUAACGGUGCACAGGAUGACGUGUUGGAAUAACAGAGGUGUUGUCAUGGCCACCUUACACCCUGAAAUCUUUGGGUUACCUCAGCAGCUCCGAGCAUUCAGCACGGUCAUGCUCAACCUCUCAGAGCACCAGUCAGGCCAGUUUAGACCUCACCCAGAGGUCUCCACCAGGGCUUACAGCUGGAGGAGCAAAAACAACCAGUCAGACUUCCCGCCGCUUCACAGGAGCAGAACGGCCUACUACGACAUCCUCCGAGUGUCCCCAAGCGCCACCCAAUCCCAAAUAAAGACAGCAUAUUACAAGCAGUCGUUCAUCUACCACCCAGACAAGAACCCAGACAACGAGGAAGCCACCCAGCGUUUCUCUGAGAUCAGCGAGGCCUAUAGCGUGCUGGGGAGCAUGGUCCUGAAGAGGAAGUACGACCGCGGCAUCCUCAGUGGGUCAGACGUCCAGGGGGUCGGCAGACCCUCGGACCGGGAGUCUACCUCCAGCAACAGAGCCUCUGGCCCACAGCAGUAUCAACAACAGCAGAGGUCCCGGCGGUUCUCCAACGUUGGAGGGAAGGCCAUGUUUGACUUUGAUGCCUUCUUCCAGGCUCACUAUGGAGAGCAGCUGCAGAGGGAGAAGGAGCUGAGGGCCAGAAGGGCCCAGUACCAGCAGAAACAGCAGCAGGAUUAUAAGCAGUGGAAGCUGGGGAAGAUGUUGGAGAUUACUGUCGGGGUGUUGCUGGCCAUGGGAGGGGUCAUCUUUUUCAGUAUCACCAGGUUAUUUUCACAGCAAACCGUUGACUUUUAACAAGAAUAGCAGAAACUGAUGUCACUAAUGGACUCUACUCUCCAUAGUGUCAUUAUCAGGACUGAUGCCAGGCUUUAGCCUACUUCCUUUCUACACAACUGAUUAUAGCCACAUGUACAUGGCCAAGCUAUUGUAAAAACUCAAUCAAACCACAGUCAGUUGUUUUAUACAGAGAGGAUUUAGUUAAGUAGGAUCUCCAUUAGCUGUUAUGCAUGCAGCAGAUACUCUUCCUGGGGUCAACACAUUUACAUUGACCUUUUAGUGAUGCAGCAGAUACUCUUCCUGGGGUCAACACAUUUACAUUGACCUUUUAGUGAUGCAGCAGAUACUCUUCCUGGGGUCAACACAUUUACAUUGACCUUUUAGUGAUUCAGCAGAUACUCUUCCUGGGGUCAACACAUUUACAUUGACCUUUUAGUGAUUCAGCAGAUACUCUUCCUGGGGUCAACACAUUUACAUUGACCUUUUAGUGAUUUAGCAGAUACUCUUCCUGGGGUCAACACAUUUACAUUGACCUUUUAGUGAUUCAGCAGAUACUCUUCCUGGGGUCAACACAUUUACAUUGACCUUUUAGUGAUUUAGCAGAUACUCUUCCUGGGGUCAACACAUUUACAUUGACCUUUUAGUGAUUCAGCAGAUACUCUUCCUGGGGUCAACACAUUUACAUUGACCUUUUAGUGAUGCAGCAGAUACUCUUCCUGGGGUCAACACAUUUACAUUGACCUUUUAGUGAUUCAGCAGAUACUCUUCCUGGGGUCAACACAUUUACAUUGACCUUUUAGUGAUUUAGCAGACACUCUUAUCCAGAGCGACUUAUAGCAGUACAUUCACCUUAAGAUAGCUAGGUGGGACAAUGACAUAUCACAGGCAUAGUAAGUACACUUUUCCUCAAUAAAGUAGCUAUCAGGUUGGUUGGGGGGGUUAUUUACGAUACUCUGAAGUGGAAGGGUUUCAGGUGCUUUCGGAAGAUGGGAAGGGCUUCAGGGGGAAGAU
This is a messenger RNA of Salmo salar (Atlantic salmon), 2568 nucleotides long. The record is from RefSeq and is a predicted model, not a curated record. NCBI's taxonomy places the organism in Eukaryota, Metazoa, Chordata, Actinopteri, Salmoniformes, Salmonidae.